UCACGUGAUUAUCACGUGACCUCCUACUCAACAAUAUGGACACUAACAGUAGAUAGCAACCUUUCUCGGCACAACUUUCAAUCCCUGCUGUUUCUUCUCCUUGUUAGCUUUCCAUUAAGAGCGAGAUAGGACAGAGUGCAAGCGACUGACCCGAGUAGCUCUUGACCGACCGGAUCAGAAGAAAUUAUAAAGAAAAUACUUCGUUUUCCUCCUAAAUCUUUUCACCUAAAGUCCGUCUAGGCUCAUUCUCAGUAAAGGAGUCACUUUGAAUCCUCUAUUUCUCACUUAUGGCUGACCUAAGCAACGAACCUUGGUACCAUGGUCGUAUAUCGCGGAGUGAUGCUGAACAGAUCUUGACCCAAUGUGGCGGAGUAGACGGGUCUUUUCUAGUCAGAGACAGUCUCACCACGUCGGGCGAAUACGUCCUCUCUCUCUGCCACCAAACAAAGCGAUAUCACUACCUCAUCUCUCGAAAGCCCGAUGGAACCCUUGCCAUACAAGACGGAACCAAGUUUGAUUCUCCAGUCGACCUUGUUCGGUACCACGGUCAAAAAAUCGACGGUCUCUUGACCACGUUGGUAUAUCCGUGUCGUAGGCCGCCGGGCCAGCCACCGCAAGGAUAUAGGUUCAUUACUCAUGAUGAAAUGCAGCAGGCAAUGAGGGAAGGAGCACUGCUACUGGGGUAUCAGGAACAUCAAAUCAAUGAUGCUCUGCUUAAGAGGAGGAGUGCCUUUGAGCAGCUGGUCGGUGGCAUACUACACAGGCGGCAGCAGUGGUUCCAUGGUCCCAUAUCUAGGGAUGAGAGCGAGCUCAGGUUACGCCAGUUCGGCCUAAAAGACGGUCUUUUCCUCGUGAGAGAGAGAACCCAAGUCAAUAGCUUUGCUUUAUGCAUCUCGUUCAAGAUGAAGAUCUAUCAUUAUCUCCUUGACAUGAACACACUCGGUCAGCUCUCAAUAGAAAAUGGCAGAAAGUUUGAGAACCUCCUGCAAGUUGUUGAUCAUUAUUCUCGGACCCCCGACGGCCUCUUGUGCUCUCUGGGCGACUAUUGUCCGGUUAGAGGAUUUGAGGAAUCCAAGGGUAAAUCAGCUCCUCGAGUCAGACACGGGCCACGGAGAAUAGAAGACAGUGAACUCGAAACACAAGGAGAAUUAGGUGCUGGUACAUUUGGUACAGUCAGGCAGGGCGUGUACCGCCCUCUUAGUGGGGAACCUCCUGUCAAGUGUGCUCUCAAGUUUUUGAAACCCACGGAAGAGCUUCCGAAUCAGAAAGCCGAGAUACUGAGAGAGGCUGAUGCAAUGGCCAUGCUUGAUCAUCCUAAUAUAGUUAGACUUUAUGGUAUAUGCGUAGGUGAUCCAAUUAGACUAGUGAUGGAACUUGCUGCCUGUGGCCCUUUGAACAAGUUUCUACGGAAGCAUGUCGGUUUUCCUGUUUUAAAGAUUGUUAAUAUGAUUAUACAAGUUGCCAAGGGCAUGGAAUAUUUAGAAAAGACUAGGUUUGUUCACAGGGAUCUUGCUGCCCGCAACGUGUUAGUGGUUGAUGAUGAUAAUGUUAAGAUUAGCGACUUUGGGAUGUCCCGAGCUAUUGGAGGAGGCUCAGAAUAUUACAGAGCAGAGACUGCUGGGCGGUGGCCAUUGAAGUGGUAUGCUCCCGAGUGUAUUUAUUAUGCAAAGUUUGAUAGCAAGUCUGAUGUGUGGAGUUACGGAGUCACUGCUUGGGAAGCUUUUUCAUACGGAGCCAAACCUUAUCAGGGGAUGCGUGGUACUGACAUUAUGCAGAUGCUUGAAGGGAACGAAAGGUUGGAUCGUCCAGACAAGUGUCCCCAAGCAAUUUACGAAAUAAUGCUUCGCUGCUGGUCCUGGAGGCCGGAGGACCGCCCCUCGUUUGGCGAGCUCGUAUCAACAAUUUCGGAAAUAGCUCAAUUCCAUAUGACCCAGUCCCCUCUUAGUAGACCCCCGAUGCGCCCCCCGAGACCGGGUCAUAAUCCCGGGCUGCCCCCCGGGACCCCGCCCAGAAGAAUGUAACGAUUUUUUAAAAUUUGAUUGUUUGUGUUGUUCUGGACUUUC
Messenger RNA from Amphimedon queenslandica, 2063 nucleotides. Its product is annotated as tyrosine-protein kinase SYK-like. Bases 288 to 2021 code for a protein of 577 amino acids. The record is from RefSeq and is a predicted model, not a curated record. Lineage: Eukaryota; Metazoa; Porifera; Demospongiae; Haplosclerida; Niphatidae. Gene Ontology annotation, molecular function: ATP binding; non-membrane spanning protein tyrosine kinase activity. The transcript has 8 exons. Gene Ontology annotation, biological process: protein phosphorylation; intracellular signal transduction. Gene Ontology annotation, cellular component: cytoplasm.